CACUUGAACAGUGGCGUUGCUUCAGAUGAAGAGGAAAUUUCUUUGCUGAACGACGUUCAGAACGGUUGCGUCCGAGUUGUAGUAACUGCGGUGUUCUGGAGGAUCGCUUGCCCUACUUUUAUUUAGAUGGGCCGAGCAAGUGGAACGCAGGAGUAGUUCCAGGUCCAUAUUUGAUGUUAUUCCUGCUGCUAGUGACAAGUGCUGAAGGAAUUGCUUGCCAUUUGGGGGAAUUGAGAAGUGUUAAAAAGUGAUACGUCGAGUGCCGAGGUGUUAUCAAUUAUUGCGAUCCCUUGAUUGCCUAAGCAGAAGGAACAGUAGGACAGCUGCAGUGGAAGGACCAGAAUUCGAUUUUUUCCACUGGUCCCUUCAAGCCAAGUUAUGAACUUACGUUUUUCUCUCAGUCCCACACAAAUGCAGACUUUGUAGAGAAGAAAAAGGAAUCAAAAUAAAUCGGGUUGAACAUUUUCGGUGAGAGAGCCAAAUAAAGUGGAGUGGUGUUUUCUGGAGUAUGAACGAAGAAUAAUCAAGAAACGGUAGCCAAAUUGUACAAAUAAGAAAAAGGCAUUGCAUAAAACGAAAAAAAUCGGAAGCGCUAAGACCCGUGCCUAUUUAAACAAAUACGCAAGCAAAAAGUGAGAUAUUCCAUUAAUAUAAAUAGAACCAAGCAGCGCCAAAGUUCAAAAUUUUGAAAGCAUUUAAUCCAAAUUGGCUCAAGUAUAGCAAAUUAAAAAUUGGUUGCUUCUUCCUUAAAAAUGAGAUCUUUGUAGCUUUCGCACCGCGCAGAGGCCGAGCAUCUUCCCAUUGGCAGUCUCCAGCUAAAAGUCAUCCCCAAACAGUCUUGAAGGAUGAUAAUUUAAUGAAUCUGUUAUCUAAUUUAAACUCUUGUUAUUUGUUAUUAUCGCUUCCAAUGUUCUUUGUGUGAAUUUGUGUCGAUGUUGACCAUGUCGAUGCUUGGUGUGCUAUUUCGUCCGUUCGGUUAAAGUGCGAAGACUAAAGUUCAACAACGACGACGACGACGAAUACAAGGAAGAUUCAUUGAUCCCAGCGAAAGCACCGCUGCUGCGCCAGCCAAUUCAACGUAGAAACCCCGCCGAGCUUGUGGAUUACCGUCACGGUCAAAACGCGGUCGCGUCUGCCGUUGCAGCCAUCGGUCAGCUGUUUGGUGAUUGUGUGAACAAAAUUUUCAUCACAGUGACUGCAAUUCUUAUCGGAUUAUUUAUUGAGCUACGAAACUGCCUCGCUUCCAUGAGCACUCCAGGCGAUGCGUCGGCAUCCGGGGGAGGACCUGACAGACCGUGUGGAAUCACAUCGUUGCUACCGAUCGGCAUGUCUUGCCGAGGUCGAGCCGAAGAAUUUGCUCGUAAUCUCCAAUCGCGCCUACGAACCCUCGGUGCACAGCAGUAUCACUAACCACCGGUUCCAAAAAGGCAAUGCCGACGAGGACGUCCUCCCAACCACAGACCACAGCGAAAACACAUGGCUUUCACAGGAGGAGGCAGCGAUAACCAUGCUGCAGCCGUUGCGCAUGACUUCAAACGAAGCCGAUUCAUUCUUUGAUUUUGGAGUGGAGAUCGAAAGUCCCGGCUCGCCGGUGGACGAAUGCGAAUACACCCGCCUCAUCGAAACGACAUCAGUGACUCCGGCUGAAGUAGCACCUGAAUCCGGCUACGUAUGCUCUUCACCCUGUUCAACUACCACACGCGCAACCAGCCACGAAAAUAGCUCCUCAAGUCAAGCAUCGUCUGAUUGUCAGUUUUACGAUCCGGAUAUGUCCGACUCAGAUGCACAAAAAUCGUCCGUUGGCUGCACUACCUACUAUGAUUGUACAACCUCAGAUCAUUAUACAACGUCGUCAUCUUCGCCAAGGAUUGCCGCCACAUCUCGCUCGCAAUACAAAAAAUCUACCUCAGCAAAAUCCGCAACCGUGCCAGAAACGGCGGAUACAUCGACAGCGAGAAGCCAAUCUCAAAACGGUCACCUGCCCAGUGGAAUUCCGAUAGUAACCGCCGACAGCGAUAGCUGCUCGGAAUCAUUGCCACCCUCACAAUCUACCGAUACGCACGAUUCUACCUUCACCGGAUUGAGUUCGAACAACUCGAACAGUACACUGCAGGACGUCACGAUGGAUGGCGAGGAGGUGGUUACAGUUGUGAGGACCAGUACCAACUCGAAAGUAGAAGUUCCGAAUGGCGACUGCAGUGAACAGCCACAGGAUGAAACAGACGAUGGGAAAGUAUUAUCCAACGGAAGUGCCAUAAUGCCAAAGGAAAUGCAAGUCGCAACGAUUGAUCUUAGUCAAACGUGCCAGAUCGAUUUGAUGAAACUUAUCAACGGAGAGGCAGAAGACGAACCUGAAGAUGAGGAACAACAUCUGAGUCCCCGUGUGGAGAUGGCAGAAGUUGAGAAGAUGCUUCAGGAUUGCAGUGUUGUGGAAGAAGAAGAAGAAGUAGAAGAAAAGGAAAAUAGAAGGGAAGGUGUGUCUUCCGGGGAUGACGAAGAUGAAUAUUUCAGCCGCCCACAGCGUGUUCGAAGGUGCUCUUCUUUGAAGACAGGAAAAACUCCUCCUGGUACCCCGGGACGGAAAAAGAUUGUACGAUUCGCGGACGUCCUCGGGCUUGAUUUAGCCGAUGUAAAAACGUUCGUGGAUGAAGUUCCCAAAGUGCCCAAAUCAGCAUACGAAGACCUCGAAUUUACCCUGGAACCGCCGGUGCAACAGAUCAGUUUAGGACCACGGGCGGAUCGAGUAUUAGUACCACUGUUCCAACAGCCAGGUGCGUUACCCUGCUUCAUGGACCUAGUUCGUGAAAAGCAGGUCAACCUGGAAAAUGCAGCCGUAACCGAUCCAAUCACUCUCACCAUCACCGGAACAGUCCGUGUACGGAAUCUCGACUUCCACAAAUCGGUCUACGUACGUUAUACCAUCGAUAAUUGGCGAAGUUUCGCAGACCUGCAGGCUUCCUAUGUCCCUAACUCCUGCGAUGGGUUUUCCGACAAGUUCGCAUUCACUAUCUACGGCCACUCGGUGCAGAUAGGGCAGCGCAUCGAAAUGGCGGUGCGUUUCCACUGCCGGGGCCAGCAGUUUUGGGAUAGUAACUACAACACAAACUACGUUUUCCAGUGUUUGCCAAUCUCGCAGCCGAAUCAUAUCGGCAAUACGGCGGUUAAACCGGCCAACUUGGAGUCGAUGAUCAGUCCAGAAGACAUCUGGUGCAAAAAUUUCUACUAGGUAGUAAAACCACUGGAAAGACUCUACCCGCCCACAAUCUUUUACACAAUACCUAAUACUACAAUAGUAGAACGAAGCUAGUUUAUGAGCAAGGAAUGAGUGUGUGUAGUGUCGCGUUUUCCAGAACUGAAAUCACAACCUAUACCAUUGGACGUUGCAUGUCGAGCAGCUGGGAUUUUACAGUAAUGGACGCAGUUCACAAAUGUGUCGAGCAAAGGUUUAGCAUGUAGUAUUAUAUGUUUGGUGAUCAUUAGCCCUCUAUUUAUUUCGUUAAUUUUCGUAAACCGGUUCUUCCUAAGUGCAAAAGUCUAUUUUUGUUAUCAAAUUUUGUUAUUGUUGCCGACAUUUUUUGAAUAAAAGUAAAUUGUUUUUUUUUUUAAAUUUCGACAAGCGAAGGACGUUCUAAUCAUACCUACUCCAUGAUCCGUGGACAGUUUUUUUUAUAAGAUAACCAAAUUUUCAAGGACUGAGUAUCGAAAUUAGCCUAGUAGAACAGUCAACCAUGUUGUAAUCUAAAAUGAGCAUGUCAUUCUAAUAAUCAUACAUCUAAUUAAUUUUAACAUCAAAAAACUUGAAUUGAGUAAAACGUGAAGAAAAUCACACACUACUAUCAAGUCCUAUAUAGUAUGUGUGUGAGCCACAUAAACUAAUUAUACUGAUAAUAGAACCGAUAACAAUGAAAGUAAAUCAGUUGACCUAUUUUUAUACAGGAAGUGAAGUUAUCAAUGUCUCGCACCUUUAAUUAAAGCAAUGAAAACCUCUGACGGUACAGUUCAGUACAAAAGAAAUAUAAUCAGAUGAAACUAGUGUAUGAGUAUAACAAAUUAGGGUGAUUUACUUCCAGAGCUAAGAUCUGACGUUUCCAAAUAUUGCAGAAUACUUUUUGCAAAAUUCAAAACUGAUGCAGCAGCCUAUAUUCGUAGAUCUGAUAUGCUCCUACGAGUACAGUACCCAUGAUCGCUAGUUUCUUUCUUAUGAAUGGAAUACUCGCGCUUGAUUUUGGAUAAUUUUUACGUGUUUAGGGCUAGCAACUAAUAUUGUUCAACCUGCUGGGCGAAACGUAACGAUUAACAAAUUACCCUAUAGUUAUUUGGCGUUAUUUUAUGCUGAACAUGUGAAAAAAUAGAUCAUUAUCUGUUGAGCAGAGCUGAAGAGUCACUCCUAGCGUAGCGAUUUAUGUAGAAACUGAAGGUUACGCUGUAUAAGGAACAAAAGUAACGAAUCACAAGGGUAAGAAGCAGCUUACAUGAAACAUGCAAAACCCGAAUUGGUGUCUUAUGAAAGAGGAAGAAUAUUAAGAGAAACUAAUCUAGUUGAACUAAGAUUAUGAACCCAUGUAUAAUGAAACAAAAAUUUUAUCCAAAGAUUAAAUAAUAAAGUACUGUUUAACAAA
Topomyia yanbarensis is the source of this 4619-nucleotide messenger RNA. It is a transcript of the gene Gbs-76A, whose product is annotated as glycogen-binding subunit 76A. Gene Ontology annotation, cellular component: protein phosphatase type 1 complex. Bases 1262 to 3226 code for a protein of 654 amino acids. The transcript has 4 exons. Gene Ontology annotation, biological process: regulation of glycogen biosynthetic process. The record is from RefSeq and is a predicted model, not a curated record. Gene Ontology annotation, molecular function: protein phosphatase 1 binding; glycogen binding. NCBI's taxonomy places the organism in Eukaryota, Metazoa, Arthropoda, Insecta, Diptera, Culicidae.